CGGUGUAAUUAUCAGGUCAUCAGGUUACCAUGUUUUUCUUUUAUUUUUUAUUUUCUUUUUAAUGCUUAUGUGGAUAUUAUUUAUAUUAGAUGGAAUUUAUAAAAUAAAAACACAUUAAAACCUACGACUGGUUCAUUCCUCCCAAAACCCUAGACGACAUGAACAACGGCAACGACGACGACGGACCUUCAAUCUUUGAUGAUCAGAUUCGUGAUUCGUCAGUAAUAAACAGUACGGAAGUUGGGUCUCAAACAACAUUACAACAUGAAGAUGAUCAAAUCGAAAAGGACCCUUUUUUGAGUCUACUUUGUUAUGACAGUGAUAGCGAAAAGGAUGAUCGUGUUGAAAAAGAUGACGAGGCCAGUUCCGCUGAAGAUUGGAGUGCAAAUGAAAAGGAUUAUGAUAGUGAUGGUGUUGAAAAUAUCGAGCGUGAUGUUGUAUAUCCGAGCUACGAUCCAACAAUUAAUUGGAGAUUGACCAAACCUAUUCUAGGAAUGAAAUUUGAGAGUCCUACACAACUAAAGGAGAGUUUAAUUGACUACGGAGUAUCAAAUGGUUAUAAAUUAGAGUUUACAGUCAACGACUAUCGUAGGUUGCUGGUGGUAUGUGGGGAAGAAAAAACCGAAGAUAAAGAGGAUCAUUCAGGAAAAAAGAAGAAAGUCAGGACGUGUCCAUUUAGGCUUUGGGCCUCAAGGCUUACAGGUGAGGAUUCAUUCCAAAUAAAAACACUAAACGAGAAACACACAUGCACAAGAAAGUAUUGUUUGGGCUCUCUUGUUACAUAUUCUUGGAUUGCAAAACGAUAUUUCAAACAAAUAGUUGAAAAUCCGGAGAUUAGUUUAAGGCAAAUGCAGACCGAUAUCAUGAGAAAAUUUGAAUGCAAAGUGAGUAUUGGUCAAUGUAGUAGAGCAAAAAAAAAGGUUUUGGAUGAUUAUGAAGGUGGUUUAAAAGAACAUUAUGCUAGACUUUCAGAUUAUAAAGCCGAGAUAUUAGAAACUAAUCCAGGGAGUACUGUCAUGAUGGCUGUGAAUCAAGUGGAGAAUGGAGAAGUUUACUUUAGUAGUUAUUAUAUUUGUUUUAAGGGUGUCAAAGAUGGAUGGAUAAAUGGGUGUAGAAAAGUUCUUGGUUUAGAUGGGUGCUUUCUAAAAAACAGUGGUCAACUACUAACGGCUAUGGGAAGAGAUGCCAAUAACCAUAUUUUUCCUUUGGCAUGGGCUGUUGUGUCUGUUGAGAAUAAGGAAAACUGGAAAUGGUUUCUUAGUCUAGUGAGGGAUGACAUUGAAAUGGAAAGUGGACUUGGACUAACUCUCAUUUCAGAUCAACACAAGGGAAUCAUAGAAGCCGUGAAGGACGUGUUUCCUUAUGCUGAGCAUAGACAAUGUGUAAGGCAUAUUUAUGCUAACUACAAGAAAAAAUAUCGCGGAGAACAAUUUAAAAAUUUAUUUUGGAAAGCUGCAAAUGCAACAACUGAGGAAUAUUUUGAGAAGAAAAUGGAAGAAUUGAAAAACAUUAACAAAGGGGCGUAUACCCAUCUAAUGGAAAGGAAUCCGGUUACUUGGUCAAAGGCUUUUUUCGAGCUUAAUAAGGCAUGUGAUGCGUACGAAAAUGGCAUGAGCGAAAGCUUCAACUCACGCAUUCUAUCAGCACGACGGAAACCUAUAAUUACUAUGCUAGAAGAAAUCAGAACAUUUGUGAUGGAAAGAAUAUUUUUAAUGGCAAAAAAAGCUGGAAGAUUAAAACGUGAUGUCUGUCCGAAAAUUAGAAAAAAGUUAGAAAAAAUCAAAGAAAAUCAAAGGUAUUGGAAGGUAGUUCCAAGUGAUAAGACCGUAUUUGAAGUGAGAAGUGAAAAAUAUGCGUGCGUGGUGAACCUUGAUGAAAAAACUUGUAGUUGUAGAUUAUGGCAGUUGUCAGGCAUACCUUGUGUUCAUACAGUGGCAACGUUGUCCUUCGUUAACAAGGACGCAGAAACUUUUGUUAGUUCUUGGCUUAAAAAGGACUUGUUCAGAGAAGCAUACAAAUAUCCAAUCAAACCACUGAGAGGAAGUACAUUUUGGCCCAAAACUGAUGAUAUAAAACCUUUACCUCCAAAAGAGAGACGGAUGCCGGGUAGACCAGCAAUAAAGAGGAAAAGAAGCGCUGAUGAAAAAGAGAAAAAGAACCCGAAGGUUGGAAUUGGAAGAAAAAUGUCUUGUCAAAAUUGUUAUGGAACGGGGCAUAAUGUUAGGUCUUGCAAAAAUGAGAAAAAAGACCCCCCAACAAAGGUGAAAAGGCCAAAAGGUAGACCUAAAAAGCGUGCUGCAACGAUGAAAGUCUAACAUGAUUUCGUGUUUUUUUUUUUUUUUUUUUUUGUGAGUUAUCUUUUUGAGACAUGAAUUUUGGACGAUGUUGCCUACGUUUUUUGUUUAUCUUUUUGUGACGAAUAGAUACGAUGGUAUUGAA
Messenger RNA from Helianthus annuus (common sunflower), 2439 nucleotides. RefSeq lists its product as uncharacterized. The transcript is spliced from 4 exons. The record is from RefSeq and is a predicted model, not a curated record. Gene Ontology annotation, biological process: regulation of DNA-templated transcription; DNA transposition. Bases 159 to 2315 code for a protein of 718 amino acids. Gene Ontology annotation, molecular function: zinc ion binding; DNA binding; copper ion binding. Lineage: Eukaryota; Viridiplantae; Streptophyta; Magnoliopsida; Asterales; Asteraceae.